Anarrhichthys ocellatus (wolf-eel) is the source of this 4164-nucleotide messenger RNA. RefSeq names its product signal transducer and activator of transcription 1-alpha/beta-like. Bases 1338 to 3593 code for a protein of 751 amino acids. NCBI's taxonomy places the organism in Eukaryota, Metazoa, Chordata, Actinopteri, Perciformes, Anarhichadidae. Gene Ontology annotation, molecular function: DNA-binding transcription factor activity; DNA binding. Gene Ontology annotation, biological process: signal transduction; regulation of DNA-templated transcription. The record is from RefSeq and is a predicted model, not a curated record. The transcript has 24 exons.
AACCUGACUGUAAGAUGCAUUUCAACCAACAACCCUGCAAUCAGAACCAUCCAAUGGGGAUAGACUGAGUGGGUUCUGCACCUUUGGCCCCACCUGACACCUUUCUCUAAAGGAUGGUAGGAUGGGAGUGUAGGGGGCUUCCAUUAAGAAAUAUGUGCCCAGUACCUGUGAGAUCAGGUCCAGGGGCCGGUCAAUAAUACGGACAUCAAAAACACAAAUUUAAAGGACAAAAAAAAACGAGAAUAGAAAAUAAUUCAUAUUAAAAGAUCAUGAUGGAUAUUAUUAUGAGAACAUAAUAUUCCAUAUUCAUUACUUUGUGUGUGGAUUAAGCAACAGAGAUGCAAUGUAAAAGAUAGAUGUAGUGAUAGGUGGAUUUUUUAAGACAGAGCCAUGCUAGCUUCCCUCUGCCUCUGGUCUUUAUGCUAAGCUAAGGUGGCUCUAGCGUCAUGAGGCCCACAGACAUAAAACUGGAGUCACUUUAUUUGAGUAUUUCCAUCUUAUACUGCUUUAUAAUUCAACUCCCACUACAUUUCAGAGAGAAAUGUACUUUUUACUCAACUUAUUUGAAAACUUGCAGUUACAAUGCAGUUGCAGAUUAAUAAUACAAAAUGUAACCACCAUACAAAUUAGGGGGUGUUAAUGGCUAAAGAUAAUGCUUUAUGGAUCCCUGGGGGGAAUUCACAAGCCUCCUGGCAAUAUUGUAAAAAAAUAAGACCCACUUUUGUGAGCUGCAAGAUUAAAUUGAUGAAUACAUUAAUUCAGUGAUAUGUAAUAAUCUAAAGAUAGAUCAGAAUGCAUUUUUGUGCUGUAAGUACAUUUGUAUGCUAAUGUUGUACUUUUACUUAAGGUUUUUAUUGAAGGACUUUUUUUUACUAUCUGAGUACUUCUUCCAGCUGAGCUUUGAAACUUGCAGACAGGAAACAUAGUAUAUGCCUGUUUUCCAAAGGGUUAAAUCCUCAACUGUUUUUGCUACUGAGUCCGGGUCUUGGAUUAGGUCGGUCCGUUAAUAUCCAACACCACCCUUUGAAGCCGGUGACAUCGAAUGUAUCCAGCAAGCUAUUGUUAGAUGAACAGAACCGCCAAUGUAAAAAUGUUCCAGUUGUAUUUUGAAGGCGGAAAUUAAAACUGUGUAAACACCGGUCGACUUGACACCACUCAGCACGGACGAUUUCUCUAGAAUCGCGUGGUGUUGCGUGGAGUGCCCGGAAGAUAUAAAUGAACGCCCCAUUCUUCCUGAAUCAUAUGUUCAUAACCGAGACAGUCAGGACAUAUUCUAUUAUAUAUUAUACCAUUCCGCACGAACAGUCUAUAAACAACGAGGACAAAACAGCCACAACAUGGCCCAGUGGCAGGACCUGCUGAAGCUGGACUCAGUCCUCCAGGCCCGAGUGAGCCAGCUGUACGAGAGGAAGUUCCCCAGAGAGAUCCGCCAAUGUCUGUGCGUCCCCAUAGAGAGCCAGGACUGGGAUUCGGCAGCUGUGGAUGAAAACAAAGCAAGCAUUUGUUUCCAUGUACUCCUGGAGUAUUUGGAAGACCUGCGGAACUGUUCUGUUCAGGAGAACAACAUCUUGCAGGGACCUAAUUUUUCAGGGAUGAAAGACUACUUGCUGAAACACUUUGAAGAUAAGCCUCUGAACUUGGCCGUAAUCCUGUCUGAAAGCCUAAAGGAGGAAAAUAAAAUCCUGGCUUUAGCCUCUGAAGCACAGGGUUGCAGCAGUCUAGCCAUGAAUCAAACAUGGAAAGAGUUGGACAACAAUGUCAAUGAACUGAAAAAACAGACUUCGGAGGUGAAGAAGGAAAUGAUGUUACUGGAGUUCUUAAAUGAAAACGUUGACUUCAUACAGAAGACCUGGCCAAGCCAAGUGGAGCAGCACAUUGGAUUGGCCAAGUCUCAUGCUGUUGUGGAAGAGGAAUGUCUUAAGCGGACCAACUUAAUCACACAAAAGAAGCAGAUGGUGCUGCAGCAGAUAUCGAACAUUUUGAACCUGGCACAGAAGAUUGUGGCCACUCUCACAGAUGUGGAGCUACCUGAGUGGAAGCGCAGGCAGCAGAUGGCCUGCAUUGGAAGUCCAGCUGACGCCUCUCUGGACCAUCUCCAGAAGUGGUUCACGACUGUGGCGGAGACGCUGCUGCAAGUACGCGAACAGCUGCAGAAAUUGCAAGACCAGAACAAGAAAUACAAGAGCGCUGAUGCCUCCAGCCUCACAGGUCCCAUGGCAGAAAUUGAGAAAUUCACGCUGUCCUUGUUAACAAAACUUCUUGCAAAUGCUCUAGUGGUUGAGAAACAACCUAUCAUGUCGAGUUUACCACAACGACCUCUAAUACUUAAGACCGGUGUGCGGUUCUCAGUGACGGUGAGGUUCUUGGCAAACCUCCCAGAGUUCAAGUACCUGCUCAAAGUCAAACCUGUAUUUGACAAAGAUGUUGAAGAAGCCAAGACACUUAAAGGGUUCCGUCAUUUUGACUUCAACAAGGACGACAGUAAGGUGUUGGACAUGGACUCGCUCUGUGGAGGCUUUGUGGCAGAAUUUGGUCACAUGUCACUCAAGGAACGCAAAGCAAGAACCAAAGGAUCACAUGUGAAUCAUCUGCUGGUCACUGAGGAACUCCACAUCAUUAAGUUUGUGACAGGGUUUCAGCACGCUGGGCUGGAAUUUAACAUCGAGGCCAGCUCUCUGCCUGUGGUUGUCAUCUCCAGCACCAAUCAGGGCGUCAAUGCCUGGGCCUCCGUCAUGUGGUACAACAUGCUGUCCGCCGGUGAACCGCCGAACCUGUCGUUGUUUGUCGACCCUCCUCCACUCAGCUGGCAGCAGCUCUCACAGGUUCUGAGCUGGCAGUUUAUGUCCGUUGGCCAACGAGAGCUCGAUGAAAACCAGCUCUCCAUGCUACGAGACAAAAUUUUGGAUGAUCCUGAUGGUCUGGUUCAAUGGAGCAAGUUCUCCAAGAAUGAAAAUGCCUGGAUUUGGAUUGAUGGAAUCCUGGAUUUGAUCAAAACACACUUGGUGAAUCAUUGGCGGGAUGGGUCCAUCAUGGGGUUCGUGAGCAGGGAGAGAACAAAGGUUCUGUUGCAGGAAAAACAGACCGGGACCUUUCUGCUACGCUUUAGCGAGAGCAACAAAGAAGGAGCCAUCUCCUUCAGCUGGGUUGACCACUGCAAUGAUGACGCCCAUGUACAUGCAGUAGAGCCCUACACCAAGAGUGAGCUGUCGGGCAAGGCUCUGCCGGACAUCAUUUACAACUACAGUCUGCGAGCCGAGAGAACGCACAGGAAUCCACUUAUCUACCUUUACCCAGACAUCCACAAAGACGCUGUUUUUGGACGCUACUACAACGCCCCUGAAACGCCGGCAACUAAAAAGAUCAAAGAUGACUACGUGAAGAGAAAUAACAUUCCUACCUCUGACAGUCCUACGCCACCUCCGUCUCCACCUAGGGAGAUGACUUUUAUGGACAUGGACAUGGAUAUGGACAUGGACACAGACAUAAAACUGGUGGAUUUACUCGACUUGCCUGAACUCCCCGACUUAUUUAUGUCUUUUCAAGAAGCAUCAACUGAGACCAACUUCGAGACCAACUUCGUCGAUUUUAAUUAAUUGCUCCUUCUGAAAAUGUGCUGGGUCAUUGUAUCAGAAUCAGACAGUUAUCACAAUGGGCAAAAUUAAUGAAAUACAUGGAAUGUUGAUUUUGCUAAAUGUAUAUAUUUUGCAAUGUUACAAAUUUUUAGGCAAGAGGUGGUUCUAAAAUAGUGUGUGAUGGUUUUCUACUGUACUGUUUAAAUGUGAUCUGCAAACUUUUCUACCUGGACAUGACCACUUUUUGAAUAUGUCUUUGAUUCAACAGAAGAUCCUGCUGUCGUGCGUAAAAACACCAAACUCUACUGUGGAUGUUCUUAACUUUUGUUUAUUAAAAUAAACAUAUCAUUCCAGUGCCAAGAGAAAUAACAUCUGCAUUUUACAGUACUGAACAACUUAUUUAUACAGAAGGACAAACACAGUCAGUGGCCUACUGUCUUGGCUGCUUGUUCUCAGUUUUUUCAGUCUUGAACCCCCCCCCCCCUACAUCUUCUGGUCAAAACACACAAGCUUGCACUACUAAAAGAUACCACGCUCUUUUAGAAAGCCGUUCAAUAUAAGAAAAAACAUUUCAUAAAAAAGUUUAAGAACA